AUGGGGCCGCCGGGCCUGAGCUCCAGGCGCAGGCAGGGCUGUGAAUCCAGGCCACCCGCGCAGGAAGCGAGCUCCUCUGGGCACACGCACGCCCUCUGGUCUCCUCUGCCCACCCAGGCCGACCAGACCCGCCAUGCUGUCUGCCUGUGCUUCUGGGUGCCACUCCUGCUCUCCCUGGGUGUCGUCCGGCAGCUCAGCACCCGCUGUGACUCUGUACAUCGAGUGGUCAAGGUGAAGGCGAAAGGCCCCAGACCUGUCCACGGCGGCUCGGUCCUCCAGCAGACGCCGGCGAGCAUCCAGGUCCUGACCGACCAAACGGUGACACUGUCCUGCAAGGAGAAAAGCUCCCCCAGUAGCACGCGCGUCCACUGGCUGAGACAGAGGCAGCCACCGAGCGGUGACAGUCACCACGAGUACUUGGCCCUCUGGGAUUCCACGAAAGAGACUGUGCUUGGCGAGGAGGUGGCCAGUGACAAGCUCGCAGUGUUUCGGAAUGGAACCUGCUUCCAUCUCAGCCUCCGCCGCGUGCAGCUUGCAGACAGCGGCGUCUACUUCUGCAUGGUUGUGGGGAGCCCCGAGCUGACCUUCGGAUCGGGAACUCGGCUGAGCGUGGUGGACUUCCUCCCCACCACGGCCCGGCCCACAGAGAAGCCCACCCCCAAGAAGAGAGUGUGCCGGUUCCCCAGGCCAGUGAUCCGCAAGGGCCCGCCUUGUGGCCCCGUCACCCUUGGCCUACUGGUGGCCGGCGUCCUGAUUCUGCUGGUGUCCCUGGGUGUGGCAACCCGCCUGUACUGCCAGCGGCGAAGAGCCCGGCUGCGCUUCAUAAAACAGAAAUUUGGUCUCACUUGCCUGAAAAUAAGUGGUUUCACGAUCUGCUGUUGUUUCCAGGUUUUACAGAUGAGCCGAAAAUCCGGUUUUGGUGUCCUCCUACAAAAAGACAUUAAUCAGUAA
Molecule: messenger RNA, 951 nt
Organism: Carlito syrichta (Philippine tarsier)
Lineage: Eukaryota; Metazoa; Chordata; Mammalia; Primates; Tarsiidae
Gene: CD8B
Product: CD8b molecule
Exons: 7
Coding region: 1-951 (316 amino acids)
Biological process (GO): regulation of immune response
Cellular component (GO): cell surface
Molecular function (GO): MHC class I protein binding; coreceptor activity
Source: RefSeq, a predicted model, not a curated record